CAAAAAAUAUGUAUCUACAUGCUAUGAUUAUGGUCAUUUAGAACUUGUACGAAGUGGGCAAAAAGCAUCUUCCCCCAUAUGCACCGGAGAGACUGAAGAAUUGACGAAAACAAAAAUGGAAGCUGAUGUGGGAGCGGUGCAGAGUGAAAAUCGAGAAGAAGACAAACAACCUUCAUUACUUGUUAUUGUAGAAGUCAAUUACCUUCCCAAAUCUAAAAUGGAGAUGGAAAGUAUGUCCCACAACAGCAUUUUUUGCUCACUGCUUGACUCUUCGUUACUGCAAGCUACUCUGCUUGCUCACAAAUCUCUUCUUUGGCUCCUAUUUCUGAUUGGAUCUACUAAGCCCGAUGAUAUGCCCAUUUCUUUAGAUCAAAGAUUUCCUUUGGCUGACCUAAUUAAAAUGCAAGAGACCGUUUCUGAGAACAAAGAUGCUGGUGAAAAUGAUGAUGAAGAUGAUGACGAUGGUAAUCAAACAGAUGAUGAGGAUGAUGAAGCCGAGUCAGAAGAAGAGAGUGAUGAUAAUGAGGAUGAUUCCGAUGAUGAUGUUGAAGCUCACGGUGAUGAAGAAAGUGACGAUGUUGAUGAAGACGAUGACGAUGAUGAAGAUGAUGAUGAUGAAGAGGACGACGACGAUGACAAUGACAGCGAUGAGGAUGAGCAGGAGCAGCCACCACCUAAGAAGAAGAAGUGAAAGAAAUUUGGUGUUAACUUUAUUUGUUAAGCUGGGUCAAGGCCUUUUGGGGCAUGAGGAGGAGUCCAAUUAUCCAAGUAAUUCUUUAUCCCCCUAAAUUGGUAGGGAGUCAAGUACUUAUAUUUGUGGAAAGAUCAAUUCAUUCUAGCAAAUACUAAACUAUUUUUUUCAUUUACUGUACUUCCAUUGGUGUUAUGUAGCUCUUCAAAUCCUACAUUGAAAGUUGAAUUAUGUGAAAAAAGUGCUAGGGACAAUUCAUUCAGCCUGAAGCACUUGUUGCACUG
This is a messenger RNA of Theobroma cacao (cacao), 975 nucleotides long. RefSeq lists its product as uncharacterized. The record is from RefSeq and is a predicted model, not a curated record. NCBI's taxonomy places the organism in Eukaryota, Viridiplantae, Streptophyta, Magnoliopsida, Malvales, Malvaceae.